AUGCAGCCACAAGUUGGGUUGAAGACGUCCUUGAAGACGCUUCGCAUUGUUCCCGAUGAUGCAGACAUCAUGCGAUUCACUAAGAUAGGAGGCCUUGAAGGAGCCAGGUCGCUAAUAGAGCAGAGAUUGGCCUCCCCCCUUGACGUAAAUGCCAAUUGGAACGUACCUGUCCUUAGUUAUGCUGUUCAAGGAUAUCAUACAGGACUCUGUCGACUUCUUUUAUACGAAGGUGCUGAUCCAUGCGUGGAGAAUCGAUCAAACGUCUCCGCUUUGGAUAGAGCAUGGGAUAUUGUACUGGCACAGAACGCAGAUACUCAAACUGAGGACGAAAUUCGUUCCGUUUUCUCAUUGCAGUAUAACUCAGCUUGGUUUGAAGAGCAGCAGUUCACCACUCUCCAUAAGAUCAUCUUCAACGCAGUCAGGCGGGAUUUGCGAGCAGAAUUACAAUCGUCCACCUCGAUGAUCAACCAGCAGGACUCAGAGGGCCGGACACCAUUGAUUUGGGCUUCAGCAAGAGGCGAUGAAGGAUCAGUACGAAUACUUUUGGAGUUCGGUGCAGAUCCGAAUAUUAGCUGUGCAACGGGAAACUCGCCGCUAUUGCGUAGCGUACGGGCAAAGUCACCCAGAUGCAUCAGACUUCUCCUGGCACAUGGUGCCUAUGUCCUCUGGAAGAGUACCUUAGGGUUUACUGCUCUACACUAUGCAGCAUACUACAAAGACGACGAGGACUAUCUGACGCCGCUUCUGGAUGACGGUUUACCCAUUGACGAAAAAGACAACUACGGAUGGACAGCCCUAGCAGCAACUGCUGAGUAUGACCAUGUAAGCAGUGCCAACGUGCUUCUGCAACGCGGCGCCGACAUCGAGACUCGUGAUAAGAACGGAUGGACCCCUCUGCUAAGGGCUGUUAACUCAAACAGUCAGCGUGUACUGAAAUUGCUACUCGAACAAAAGGCGAAUAAUCACGCGGCCUCUUUCCGUGGUGAGACCAUUCUUCAUUGUGCGGCAGGAAAAGGCGACUAUGAUACUCUGGAAAUACUCUCCGCAGUAACUCUUGAAGACUUGGAUGUCGAUUUGAAGAACGAGAAAGACCAGAGGGCUGAGGACUUGAUGAAGUUUCGAAAUUCUCAAUUUCCGCAGCUUGUUGCAGCUUUCAACAGCUUGAUUGGAGGCUUGAGGCCACAAGCGGUCACUAAACGGGACAACUUUGUAUCGUGA
Molecule: messenger RNA, 1218 nt
Organism: Alternaria atra
Lineage: Eukaryota; Fungi; Ascomycota; Dothideomycetes; Pleosporales; Pleosporaceae
Exons: 4
Coding region: 1-1218 (405 amino acids)
Molecular function (GO): protein binding
Source: RefSeq, a predicted model, not a curated record